Molecule: messenger RNA, 1518 nt
Organism: Lottia gigantea (owl limpet)
Lineage: Eukaryota; Metazoa; Mollusca; Gastropoda; Lottiidae
Exons: 7
Coding region: 1-1518 (505 amino acids)
Biological process (GO): monoatomic ion transmembrane transport; signal transduction; chemical synaptic transmission
Cellular component (GO): neuron projection; synapse; postsynaptic membrane
Molecular function (GO): acetylcholine-gated monoatomic cation-selective channel activity; transmembrane signaling receptor activity
Source: RefSeq, a predicted model, not a curated record
AUGACUAAAUUUCUUCAACUACAAGAUAUCCGACUGGAUAUAGGAAUUGAGGUUCAAGUCGGCUGCGAUGGUUACUGCAUAACGGUAGCACAAGUUUGUCCUUACCCUGGUAAACUAGAAUUUCCACCUAUAAAGCUAUCCCAUGAAGACAGACUUAUAAAACAUCUAUUACGUAUUUAUAAGUGGAGGGGGAAAUAUGGUCGCCCUGUCAAACAAUAUAAUGAUACGGUUAAAGUACGUUUUAAUAUGCAGCUUAUACAAAUCAUGGAUUUGGACGAGAAAAAUCAAAUCUUAACGUUAAACGUGUGGGAUAGAUAUAGUUGGGAGGAUAUAUAUUUGAGAUGGGAUCCUAAAGACUGGGGAGGAGUUAGUUCUGUCAGAAUUGCUUCGGAAAAAUUAUGGACGCCUGAUAUCAAAUUAUACAACUAUGCAGAUCCACGUUUAGAGGAACACCGAGAAGCCCUGUGUGUUGUAGACAGUACGGGGGUGAUAUUGUGGAUGCCCCAAGCUGUAUAUAGAAGUUCAUGUUAUAUCGAUGUUGCUGCCUUCCCAUUUGACGUUCAGAAGUGUCAUUUAAAAUUUGGAUCUUGGACGUAUGAUGGUACAAAAGUUGAUUUAGAAGUAUUAAAUAAUGCGACUGAAAUAGAUUUAACAGAAUAUGUGCCAAGUAAUUCUUGGACAAUCUUAAAAUCACCAGCAGUGAAAAAUGUUAAGUUAUAUACAUGUUGUCCGGAACCUUUCGUUGAUCUUACAUUUACCUUAGUUUUUCAACGGCGGUCUACAUUUUAUAAUUAUAUUCUCAUUUUGCCAUGUGUUUUACUCACGUCACUCACCUUAGUGUUAUUUUGGAUUCCACCUGAAUCACCAGCAAAAUUAAUGUUGGGUAUCAAUAUCUUUGUGGCAUUUUUCUUGCUAUUGUUACUAAUGGAGUCAAAUUUACCACCGGCGGCGGUUUCUGUACCUCUACUGGGCACGUAUUAUUGCCUUAAUAUGAUACUGAUUACAUUGUCAUCAUUUCUGAACGCCUUUGUUGUUAAUUUAUCAUUCUAUGGUGCCAGGAGGCCCGUACCCAUGUGCCUAAAAAAGGUUCUUUUCCAUUUCUUUGCAAAAAUAUUGUGUAUGGAUAAUUUGGUUCAACCUUAUAUAGAAGGUGGCAACCAUACAGCCCGUCUGUUAGCCGAUGGAACGAGAUUCUUGGGAAUUAACGGAGAUCAAAAGUGGAACAAAGAUUCAGCAUCGGGUGAUUUAUUAAUUCAUUUAAAACGAAGUCCAACGGACGAGCAAUCAGGUCAAUUAGCUCUUAUAAACUAUCAUUUAACAGAGUUAAUGGACUUUGUAAAAAGUUAUAGAGAACGUAUAUCAGAUAGAGACAGAAAAGAAAAAUUAGCUAAAGAAUGGAAGGCAAUUGGACUAAUCUUUGAUAGGAUAUUUUUUAUUAUAUAUAUUACCACAAUAGUAGUAUCAAUGGCGGUAUUAUUACCUAUUAUAACAUUAAAUAAAUAUGAAGGUAAUUUAUAG